Messenger RNA from Belonocnema kinseyi, 1474 nucleotides. Its product is annotated as group XV phospholipase A2-like. The record is from RefSeq and is a predicted model, not a curated record. Gene Ontology annotation, biological process: lipid metabolic process. Lineage: Eukaryota; Metazoa; Arthropoda; Insecta; Hymenoptera; Cynipidae. The transcript is spliced from 8 exons. Bases 185 to 1420 code for a protein of 411 amino acids.
AAGCGUCAGAGUCAGCUGUGACUUGGCUGUGUGUAGUCAGCUGAGUGAUGAAACAACAACAACACGGAUAUCGUGCGUACGUACUACGUACGUUUUGCUCGAUUUGUUUACGAAUUACAGUAAUUUUGUUUUAGAGGCGUAUUUGACUAUAUACAUUUUUAGUACUCUUUGAAGAAUUAUUAUAAUGCGCUUUGGAGCAAUCAUCAGUGUUAUAUUAUUAUUUUCAUGUGUGAAAGUGACAGAGCACUAUCGCCUGAAAGAGGGGUCGAACAGGUCACCUGUCGUUUUGAUUCCAGGAGACGGAGGUAGCCAAGUUGAAGCAAGACUGAACAAAACAUCUGCAGUUCAUUACAUAUGUGAAAAAACUUCUUCUGGUUUCUUUAACAUUUGGUUGAAUUUAGAGCUACUAGUUCCAGUGGUGAUAGAUUGUUGGAUUGACAAUAUGAAGCUGAUUUAUGACAAUGUGACACGAAGAACGAGCAAUCAAGAUGGAGUGGAAAUAAGGAUACCAGGAUGGGGUGAUCCUUUCGUAGUUGAAUAUUUAGAUCCUAGCAAAGCGUCUCCCGGGAGCUAUUUCAAGGAUAUCGGAAACAUGCUUGUCACUGAGUUGGGGUACAUUCGCAAUGUUUCUCUUCGAGGAGCGCCAUAUGAUUUUAGAAAAGGCCCUAGUGAAAGUGAAGAAUUCUUUGUAAAAUUAAAAUCCCUUAUUGAAGAAACGUACACAAUGAAUAAUAACGAGCCGGUGACUUUAAUUGCUCACAGUAUGGGCGGACCUAUGUCGUUGAUAUUUUUGCAGCGUCAGACUCAAAAGUGGAAGGAUAAAUACAUCAGUUCCUUGAUAUCUUUGGCAGCAGUUUGGGGAGGUUCUGUUAAGGCAUUAAAAGUCUUUGCAAUCGGUGACGAUUUAGGAACUUACGUUCUACGGCAAAGUAUCUUGAAGGAUGAACAAAUUACAAGUCCAAGUUUAGGAUGGCUUUUGCCUUCUAAGUUGUUUUGGAAAGAAAAUGAGGUUUUAGUUCAAACCGAACAAAAGAAUUAUACCUUACUCGACUUGCAACAGUUUUUCACAGACAUAAAUGUUCCAAAUGGUUGGGAAUUUCGAAAAGACAACGAACAAUUUCAACUGAACUUUGCAGCUCCAGGAACAGAAAUUCACUGUCUGCACGGUGUCGAAAUUGAUACAGUUGAAAGAUUAUACUAUAAACCUGGUACAUCAAUCGACGGUUCUCCCCAACUGAUUCCGGGCGAUGGGGAUGGUACCGUGAAUCUCAGAAGCUUGGAAGGUUGUUUACACUGGCAGGGUAAACAGAAGCAGAAGAUAUAUCACAAAGGAUUUCCUGGCAUAGAUCACAUGAAUAUUUUAAAAAACACCUCCAUCUUAGACUACAUAAAAAAUGUUCUAACAAGAGCAAUAAUAUAGAUACAAUAAUUUACAAAUUCAGUGCCAACGAUAGCAAAAAAAUGUUUUUAAUUC